This is a messenger RNA of Pipra filicauda (Wire-tailed manakin), 4418 nucleotides long. RefSeq names its product SMAD family member 9 (gene SMAD9). The record is from RefSeq and is a predicted model, not a curated record. Gene Ontology annotation, biological process: SMAD protein signal transduction; transforming growth factor beta receptor signaling pathway; cell differentiation. The transcript has 7 exons. Gene Ontology annotation, cellular component: heteromeric SMAD protein complex. Gene Ontology annotation, molecular function: RNA polymerase II cis-regulatory region sequence-specific DNA binding; DNA-binding transcription factor activity, RNA polymerase II-specific; I-SMAD binding. Lineage: Eukaryota; Metazoa; Chordata; Aves; Passeriformes; Pipridae. Bases 313 to 1743 code for a protein of 476 amino acids.
GCCGCUGCCGCUGCGCCCUGGCUCCGCCGCCGCCGCGCAGCUGCAGCCCCGCUCCCGCCCGCGGCGCGCCGAGACCCCAGCCCGUGCCCGCUGGCAGGCUUCAUCAGCAGUUUCUUGAUGUUUGGAAAGUUCUGAGACCCACCCUGUCGGACCACUUGUAACCAGUGCCUAAGACUACAGGAACGUAUGUGUGGAAGAACCUUUCCUUGAAGGAAGUGUCCCUUGCUAUACUGUGGAAACUCCGUGCAAGCCUUGCCAGGCAGGAGAGUAAUUUGUGCUUCCAUUGGCGCUUGUUUGUAAUCUCUGCUUCUUAUGCACUCCAGCACCCCUAUCAGUUCCUUGUUCUCCUUCACCAGCCCUGCAGUGAAGAGGCUGCUGGGCUGGAAACAAGGAGAUGAAGAAGAAAAGUGGGCAGAAAAAGCUGUUGAUUCCUUAGUGAAGAAGUUAAAGAAGAAAAAGGGUGCCAUGGAAGAACUGGAAAGGGCUCUGAGCUGCCCGGGUCAGCCCAGUAAAUGUGUCACUAUCCCACGUUCCUUGGAUGGGCGGCUGCAGGUGUCUCACCGCAAGGGGCUUCCCCACGUCAUAUAUUGCAGAGUGUGGCGCUGGCCUGAUUUACAAUCUCACCAUGAGUUGAAACCACUGGAAUGUUGUGAAUUCCCAUUUGGCUCAAAACAAAAAGAAGUGUGCAUUAACCCCUACCAUUACCGGCGGGUGGAAACCCCAGUCCUGCCUCCUGUACUCGUUCCAAGACACAGUGAGUUUAACCCUCACCUCAGCCUCCUUGCCAAGUUUCGAAACACUUCUCUGCACAGUGAGCCACUGAUGCCGCACAAUGCCACCUAUCCUGAUUCUUUCCAGCAUCCUCCAUGCACCCCUUUUCCAUCAUCACCCAGCCACAUGUUUUCCCAGUCACCUAACAGCAUCAGCUAUCCCAACUCACCAGAAAGCUCUUCUGGACCAGGAAGUCCCUAUCAGCUCACAGUGGAAACUCCGCCUCCGCCCUACCACACAAGAGAACCUGCAGGAAUGCACAAUGGACGGUCAAUGGAUGCAAUAGCUGAAAGUCAACUAGUGCUGUCUUUGCCCAAUGGAGGUAAAUCUGCCGAUGGAGAACCUGAAAACUUUCGGCCUGUUUGUUAUGAGGAACCCCAACACUGGUGCUCAGUUGCCUACUAUGAACUCAACAACCGUGUAGGGGAGACUUUCCAGGCUUCCUCUCGAAGCAUCCUUAUAGAUGGAUUUACAGAUCCCUCAAAUAACAAAAACAGGUUCUGCCUGGGUCUGCUGUCAAAUGUAAACCGCAACUCUACUAUAGAAAACACCAGGAGACACAUAGGAAAAGGUGUUCAUCUUUACUACGUUGGAGGGGAAGUUUAUGCCGAAUGUGUCAGUGACAGCAGUAUUUUUGUGCAAAGCCGCAACUGUAACUACCAGCAUGGUUUCCACCCAGCCACUGUCUGCAAGAUCCCCAGUGGCUGCAGCCUCAAGAUCUUCAACAACCAGCUCUUCGCCCAGCUGCUUGCCCAGUCAGUCAAUCAUGGUUUUGAAGUGGUGUAUGAGCUGACCAAGAUGUGUACUAUUCGAAUGAGCUUUGUUAAAGGCUGGGGAGCAGAGUAUCAUCGCCAAGAUGUUACAAGCACGCCCUGCUGGAUUGAGAUCCACCUGCAUGGACCGUUGCAAUGGCUGGAUAAGGUGCUGACACAGAUGGGCUCACCUCACAACCCCAUCUCCUCAGUCUCUUAAGAAUCAUCUCUAGAAUUUCUUUAGGAUGGAUGCUAUUGCAGGCAGUGGCUUAUAGAAUUCCCAGUGAACAGAAGCUUCUAUAUGUAGAUGUAUGUAGAUGUAAAUAUAUCUAUACAUAGUCUACUCUCUUUUUUUUUUAUGCUGCAUUUUGUGGUUUCUAGUUACUCUGAUGCCAGUACAACAAGUUUAGAAAUUCAGGUAUAGCAUAUCUGUUCUCUAGUGCAAAAUAAGCCAAAUUCCUGCAAAAGUGUCAAACAUUUCCUGUGAGCAUCUUCAUUCCCCAGCCAAGCCAGUAAAUGGUGCGAAUUCUCAGCACUUUCAUGUGGGUUCGGAAACCUGGCUGUAGCUGUUCCUAGUAGGUGAAAUUCACCCCUCUGCAGGCAACCAAAGUCAGAUCUCUAUGCCAUUUAUAUCCAUUUUACAUCCUAAUUUCAGGUCUAAAAGUGGACCUUAGAUGGUGCACAGGACUUAUGCAUAGAGAUGACUUUUAUCUAGUGAACUGAAGGACUAAAUUGCAAUUCCAGUCUGACUCCCUACUGCAAAGCAUGAUGGGACAACAAAUCCUCUGAGGAGCUGAGGCACCUGCAUCUCCCCUAGGAUUUGGCAGGGGGAGAGAGCCCUCAGGACAUACUCAGCACUGGAGCCUUAUCAGAGCAUUCUGGACACCUCCAAGUAAUCUGUUACUGUUGACACAGUAGGGUACGGUAUUGCUGCACUGAAAAGCAACAAGCUCCUAAGAAAAAAAUAAUAAUUGAAAUAUAGGCCUAUGAGUUAAAAAACUAAUUAACUUCCAGUGCUUUUUUGCAAAGUACAUACAUACUUGCAUAUGUAUCCGGCAUGUAAACUGAAUCCUAUCCAUGAUACAGUAUUGAUGUAGUUUGUUUUAAAGUUAGGACUGUCUGUAGAUAGAAUACUGUGCUGAUAUCAAGGGUACACCUCAAAGGGGCUUGAACUGUGAUUCAGAAAAGGGAAAUGAAGUGUGCAUUGAAGAAGCAAAUAAUUACUUUAUCAUUCUUCUUGGGAUAGUCUCCAUACUGGGAGCAGGAAGCCCCAUGCCCACAGGAUGCAAUGAGAAGGAGAUGGGAGUCAGCCAUCCCCUGUACUGGGCCAAUCCUUGGGAUCUGACUGCAUCACUUGGGUCCGACAGAGAGAGGGCUUCCCUGCCAGUUGCUCCAUACAUCCCCACAAAUGGUUUCUCAUCUUAGAUACAGGUUCCAUCAUUUGCUGUGCUUUUGCCUUACCUGCAGGUGAUGGUGAGGUAGUGUAAGUCGUGAACAAGCAAAGAGUGAAUCGAUGUGCAGAACCUUGUCUGUGUUCCUUCUGUAAACAGGGAAACCUAUUGCCCAUACCCUCAUCCACAGAGCCAGCCUUACAAAAAGGUUCACUUUGUAACCUUUUCGGAGGAGACAUGUGAAACUCUUAAUACAUUUUGAUUGUCUCCAUCAUUUUGCCGAAAGAAUCAAGUAUUAUUUCUUUCAAGGCAUAAAAGUUCAUUGAAAAUUGUUUUGCUUUAAGGAUCAGAAAGAGUGAUAACUUCUCCAAUCUCAUUCCUCCAUGGAAUACACUAGAAGUAUCAUGAGGAAAAAAAAAUGUUUUACAGAAUGUUUCUUUUCUUCUCACACAAUAUCUGGUGCUACACAUUUUGCUGCAUAAGUCGAAGAGGAUGCCUGAAAUCUUCAGCUAUAUCACAUAUGCAAAGGAAAUAACAUUCACUGGAAAGACAGUAAGUAAAGUAACAGUGUUAUUUCAGUGCAUCUUCAGCUGCCUGUGAAAUUUGCAGGACACAGAAGGAUAAAUUAUUGUUAAGUUUGAGCAGUAAUAGCAAGUUGUAUAUGAAAUUUGUACAUGCGAAGAAACCUGUUCUGUCACCAUUUGACGUCAUGGGUGUCACUGUGAGAUAGGAAAAGCUUUACAGUCUCUUGCAGCAAUGAAAUACAAUAAUAAUAUUACACAGAAAUUCCAGGUGUGCCAUUUACUGUUUAGCAGACUUGAGAGACAUCAGUUUGGAAAAAUGCGUUUUCCUCAGCUCCCUCUGUCAUCAGUGACCCUGUACCAAGGUACUGGUAACAUGUUUUUUAGCAUGUUUAUUGCACCUCUUCUCCAGUAGCACCUUUGCUCUAGGAUGAGCACCUUUGUGUGUAGCUCAUUUCUUUGCUUUCUUAGCAGCUAAGGACCAGAGAAAAUCACCUCUCCUGUCUAGGAUCUAGCUCUGUCCUUUAUCCUAGGUUCCCCCUUGUCUUUUAGGCUGAAACCUCCUUCCCUUCUAAUAUAGAGAGAAGCUUUUAUAGAGAGAAGACAUUCCCAGCAUUGUCAUCUUCCUCACAGAGAGCAAAAAGAUGUUCUGAGGUGUAUCUGCUCUUGCGCAGCUCCAGAACCCAGUUUCUGCCAAUGCUGAAAAAUAGGCCAGUGAAGAGAAACAGGUCCUUUUGGGACAUCAUUCAUUUCAUCAUAAGACAGGCAUUUCAAGUAGGUGAAAAUGUACUUUGGGCAUGCUUAUGUUUUCCCACUGAGUAUAAGGGGAACUUGUGUCUCUAGCGCAAAUGUGGACUGCUACACUGGACAUUCCAAAAGUAGAUGAGGUGGACCCUAAGGAAGAUGUGGUAGCUUUCCCAGCCUAAUAACGAUGCUUGCUCAGUUAAGUGUCUGUGUUGUUUGAAUAAAAGUUGGUAAAAUCA